ACAACACAUAUGUUCAUGAAGCAUCGGAAGGUUCAGAGCAUAUCAGAGUCCUGACUCAACCCGUAUGCAGAAACGCCUGGCAUAUGGAUGUCGCUGAUACUAUAUGUAGAGAGGCAGGGUUUCCCGGAGCCUACGAAACUACAUGGAGGAACACUACUUCCGGAUUAAAUGGAACAAGUUAUAAUUGCAACUCAUUCACUUAUCGCCUUCAAGAUUGCAAGAACUUUACAUCCAGUUGUACAGAUGCUUACAAAUCGGUAGUGAUAAACUGUAAUGUUUUGAGUCAACUUGGGUGUUUUAACCUUGUGGAGUACAUCCACCUCCUGUCAAGAAGUGUAAAGCUGAGCAGGGAUCAGUGUCUUACCCACUGUAACUCAUACUCUGCAACUCCAAAGUAUGCUAUACAUCAUAGCGGAAGCAACUGCUCCUGUAUCAAUCAAACUGCAUCGGAUAUUACCAAACUUCCUACAAAUCGUGAUCUUUGCAGAACAACUAGUACAACCACGACCGGACACUGGGCCACUCUCUUUAACGUCUCGUUUGGAUUCUGCAGCGAGCCUCCCGAGCUUCAGAAUGGAUCUUGGAAUAAUACAUCAAAUGGAUUCAUGUACGGCACAACUAUCACCGCUAAGUGUAACGAAAGCUACGAGUUGGUGGGUGAAGAUAGGAAGAUGAGAUGUGACAAGUCAACAACUUCGACAACUCAAGACUUUGAAUGGCAUGGACCCACUCCAUCCUGUCAGAAAAGGGAAACGGAAAUCCAUGUAGGUCCGGCUGAUGAUGUGUCAUUGUCCGGAUCUGGUAAGAUUCUGAAGUUGAAAUGACAACUUAUGAUAGUAUUUUUCUUGUUUAUAAUUAUACACUAAUCAUUCAAUGAGUGUUUAGGAAAUGAUUACUUUUUAAACCAUUAUCAAGAUAUUUGCAAGGAUAUUUUUAAGAACCUCAUUGCUAAAUAAUCAUGCUAAUUAAGGCUAAGCUGGCUCGCAAUCUUAAUGAUAAAAUUUGAUUUAUGAUUCAGGAAAUACUCCAUCCAGGCAAUCGUCUGACUUAAAUUUUAAAAAUUGCGUUUUAAAUCUUUUGAAUAAUAGUGUUUGAAAUGGUUUAACAAAUAUUUCCUUCCUCGUUUAUUCAAGAAUUAAUAUUGGCAGUGUUAGCCUACCAUACGCAACUUGUGCAUGGAAUAAAAUUGUUUAAAACAAGAAUUUUUUGUUCAUUUGCGUUAUGACCAAUGAAAAAAAGAUUAGAGCAUAUGGAUUGUGUGUCAUAUACGUGUAUUUAAUGUGUAACUACUCAAUGUACAAGAAUGGGCUUUAAGCCCUGUGUUUGAGUGAAAUACUCAAGAGUUGCGUUACUAUACUUCCCGAUUUUUGGUUUAUCUUGGAAGACAAGUUUUCAUGUAUGCUAAAUCAUAUAUUGUUGUUUUUCUAAAAC
Molecule: messenger RNA, 1431 nt
Organism: Strongylocentrotus purpuratus (purple sea urchin)
Lineage: Eukaryota; Metazoa; Echinodermata; Echinoidea; Camarodonta; Strongylocentrotidae
Exons: 5
Coding region: 84-824 (246 amino acids)
Source: RefSeq, a predicted model, not a curated record